CUCACCACCCUCUGUCGGUGCUGACUCAACACAUUCCUCCCCUGUUCCUGGCAAGGUCCAAGGCAAAGGCGUCUCAGGGAGCAGCCACUGGUUGCUCUCUCCCUCAGGCCGGCUGCUGUAUUUCUUCGUGAUUUCCUGGUCGAGAUCCACCCAAGAAGCAGCAGAAGUGGACAGGAGAGGAGAGAGGUGCAAUGGAGGCAACGGUGCUGAGCGUGGGCAAGUCCGUGGUGAGCGGAGCUCUUAACUAUGCCCAAUCUGCCGUUGCAGAGGAGGUGGCACUGCAGCUGGGAGUGCAGCGGGACCAGGCCUUCAUCAGGGAUGAGCUCGAGAUGAUGCAGUCUUUUCUGAUGGCUGCGCACGACGAGCGAGACGACAACAAGGUGGUCAAGACCUGGGUGAAGCAGGUCCGUGACCUGGGCUAUGAUGUGGAGGACUGCCUGCAGGACUUUGCCGUUCGCUUCGAGAAGCCGCCAUGCUGGUGGCACAUCCUGACGACGCUGCUUGACCGGCGCCAUGUGGCCGUGCAGAUGAAAAACCUUCGAGCCAAGGUCGAGGACGUCAGCCAGAGGAACCUGCGCUACCACCUCAUCAGGGGCCCUGCCUCUGGCUCGAAGCCCGAGGCCACGGCCGCUGACCAGUACUCUGCAGGCAUCAAGGCCAGUGCUACAGUGUUUGAUGUUGAUGAAGCAAGGCGUGGCGUGAAGCCGAGGGUAGAUCUCGCCCAACUCAUCAACAAAGAGCAGAGCAAUGAUCUUAGAGUGAUUGUGGUGUGGGGAACAUGUGGCGUGCUUGGGCAGGCGUCCGUGAUAAGGAAGGUGUAUGAUGAUUCGGCCAAGUUUGAAUGCCGUGCCUGGAUCAAGCUUACGCAUCCUUUCGACCCGAUCGUGUUCAUGCAAAGCAUUAUGAGGCAGUUCUAUGGAUAUUCUUCUUUUCCAGAAUUAGCAGCUGAGGGGCGAAGUUGUCGAGAAAGAGCAAGUUCUAUAGGGUCUGAGGUUCUGAAGAAGAUGCUGAUGAUGAAGCAAGAAGAUUUGGUUGACCAGUUCAAUGAGCAUGUGAAUAAGAAGAGUUACCUGAUUGUUCUUGACGACCUGUGCAGCAUACAAGAUUGGGACUGGAUUAGAACGUACUUUCCUUCCAAUAGUAAUGGGAACCGUAUCAUUGUGGCCACACAACAAGUUGAAGUUGCAAGCUUAUGCGUCGGCCGGAAAUGCCGAGUCUCAGAGCUUAAGCAAGUAUCUGCUGAUCAAACUCUCUAUGUUUUCUACCACAAGAGCCCUCAAGGUGGAGCAAAUUCAAUGGAUAUAGGGUCAAGCUCAAAGGCAACCGCCAUUGUCACUACUAAUAGAACAUACUCUUCGUUGACCCCCUAUGAGAUACCAGCUCAAGCUAAAGAUGCCGCUGGCGGACAGUAUGUGGUCAGAAGGAGCCUCAGCCGCAUCUUGUGGAUGACGGCUGUUCUGGAGGGAUCUGAAGUUGUUGGGAGGGAGACAGAAAAAUAUCACAUCCUCCGACUAGUCCAAUCAGUGAACAAAAACCUUCAGGUUAUCUCUGUGUGGGGAACGCGUGGUUUGGGGAAAACUGCUCUAGUCAAAUAUAUCUAUGAAAGCGAAGAACUUAGUCUUGCAUUUGAGAAACGUGCUUUUCUCACAAUCAUGAGCCCCUUCAAUCAUGAGGAGCUCCUUAGGAGUUUACUUAUGGAACUAGUGGUGGCAGUGAAUGACACAAUGCAUCCAAAGGGGUCAGUUGAGAUGUUGAAGGAUGAGCUGGGAUUCUUUUUGACAAAAUAUAAGUGCUUGAUUGUUCUUGACAACUUGUCAUCUACCAGUGACUGGGACAUGAUAAUGGAAAUUUUACCUCAUACGAUAAAUACAAGUCGAAUCAUAGUCACCACAAGAGAAGAGACUGUCGCCAAUUAUUGUUCAAAGAAACAAUUCAAUGCAUACAAGCUCAAAGGUCUAAAUAAGAAGGAUGCACUUGUCUUAUUCACAAAAAAGGUAUUCAAGAAAACUGAAUAUUUGCAUUGGCAGUAUCCUGAGUUGGCUGAACAAGCAGAAAAAAUCUUGAAAAAGUGCAACGGUCUUCCUCUUGCAAUAAUUGCCAUAGCUGGUUUCUUGGCAAAUCAACCAAAAACUGCCACGGAAUGGAGAAAACUGAAUGAGAAUCUUAGUAGUGAGUUGGAGAUGAAUGCAGAGCUUGACACCAUAAGAACAGUCCUCCUCAAAAGCUAUGACGGUUUACCCUAUCAUCUCAAGGCUUGUUUAUUGUACCUUGCAAUCUUUCCCGAAGACUACAAGAUUAGUCUAACGCGUUUGGUGUGGCGGUGGAUUGCAGAGGGCUACUCAAGAGAGGUGUGUGGCAAGUCUUCCUAUGAAAUAGCAGAGAGCUACUUCAUGGACCUCAUAAGAAGGAGCAUGGUCCUGCCAUCCCGGCUAUCAAGGCAUGGUGAAAAAGAAUUUGACUCUUGCCAACUCUAUGAUAUCAUUCGUGAAAUCGUCAUCUCAAAGUCAAUGGAGGAAAGUCUUGUUUUCAGAUUGGAGCAAGGUUGCACCUUGAAUAGCCAAGUCAGAACACGUCACCUCUCUGUAAGCAAGAACUGGAAAGGAGACCAGAGUGAAUUCGAGAGUACAGUAGACCUGUCUCGUGUUCGAUCAAUAACAAUCUUUGGGAAGUGGAGGCCAUUCUUCGUCUCUGACAAGAUGAGGUUGCUGCGGGUACUGGACUUGGAAGGCACUUCAGGUUUGGUUGAUCAUCAUCUCAAGCACAUUGGGAAGCUUUUCCACUUGAGAUACCUUUCCCUCAGAGGAUGUCAUGGAAUUUAUCACCUGCCAGGUUCUUUGUGUAACCUAAGGCAGCUCCAGACACUAGAUGUCAGAGGUACAAACAUAUUCAAGCUACCAAAGAGCAUCAUGAAGCUCAGGAAGCUACAACAUGUUCGUGCCAGGGGCGUUGGGAGUACCGAUGAAUGUGUCUAUCAAGAAUAUCCAGAUGAGGUCCCGAAGCUGAUGAGGAACAAGCUAUGCAUGUUGACCUCCUCCUUGGCGGGGUUCUGCGUGGCAUGCUGUGCGCCACAACUUCUGAAGGAGUGCAUGAGCAUCGACGGGGACACCAACAGGCGUGACGUCUGCACCGCGUGCUGCUGCUCCUAUCUGCCGAUGCAGCUGACACGCCGGAGUGCACGCGGCUUAGCGGUGCCUAGAGGGAUUCACAGGCUCAAAGCCUUGCACACGUUGGGUGUCGUGAACGUCUCGAGGAGGAAGGCAGCACUGCGAGAGAUAGCAAGGCUCACGGGGCUGCGCAAGCUGGGAGUGACCUGCGUCGACGAGAGCAACAGUGGAGAGCUAUGUUCUGCCCUGGCUAGUCUCAGCUGCCUAGAGAGCCUGCUAGCACAGUCGGAGGGUAAGCCAGGUUUGUUUGGCUGCUUGGAUGGCCUGUCCUCACCUCCGGAAAACCUCGGAAGCCUGAAGCUGUAUGGCAACCUGGUCAAAUUGCCGGCAUGGAUCGACGGUGGGCUAAAAAAUCUGGCCAAGCUCAAGCUGCGGAGUUCCAGGAUAACGGACCAUGAUGCUGCCAUACAAGUCCUUGGGAGUCUACCGAACCUAGCCCUCCUGCAUCUGCGGAAAGAGUCAUUUGAGGGUGAAGAAGUCCAUCUUCGUUUCAGCGGGGGCUCAUUCCAGACCCUAAUGGUGCUGGAGCUGAGUUCCCCAGGUAAGCUCAAAUCCGUAGGGUUUGAAGAGGGAGCAGCCCCUAAGCUUGAGCUGCUGGAGUAUUGCGGCCAGCCUGAGGAAGAUGCCGUUUCAAAAGAAAACAACGGCGAUCAGAUUGAAGAAGCCCCCAGUGUUUGGUUGUUUUCUGGGCUAGCAUUUCUGGGAAGCCUCAAGGAGGUUGUGCUCAAGGGGGGCGACUACAAGAACGACUUCGUGAGAAACGUGUAUUACCAGCUUCAGUCAAACCCGAGACGGCCUCUUCUCAAGAUGGAGUGAGCUGCGCUCCAAAACCAAUUAUUGUCACUUCUGCAUGUAUCCCGUUGUUCGCUUGUUUUGAAUUCGUAAGUACCAGCUGUAUUGAGGUCAUGACAGCUGCCUAGUAUUCAUGUCGGCCUCUGCCAGUGAAAUGUUUUGAAUUAUUUUACUUAUUUGUAUAUAAGAAAAAGGUCUACUUAAAUCCUCCCAAUUAUAUGUCGAGGCCUCUUUUUUUUUGAAGGAAUAUGUCGAGGCCA
This is a messenger RNA of Triticum aestivum (bread wheat), 4216 nucleotides long. RefSeq names its product disease resistance protein Pik-2-like. The transcript is spliced from 4 exons. Bases 192 to 3980 code for a protein of 1262 amino acids. The record is from RefSeq and is a predicted model, not a curated record. Gene Ontology annotation, molecular function: ADP binding. Gene Ontology annotation, biological process: defense response to other organism. Lineage: Eukaryota; Viridiplantae; Streptophyta; Magnoliopsida; Poales; Poaceae.